This is a messenger RNA of Girardinichthys multiradiatus, 1230 nucleotides long. RefSeq names its product 5-hydroxytryptamine receptor 3A-like. The record is from RefSeq and is a predicted model, not a curated record. The coding region runs from base 43 to 1230 and encodes 395 amino acids. Lineage: Eukaryota; Metazoa; Chordata; Actinopteri; Cyprinodontiformes; Goodeidae. Gene Ontology annotation, molecular function: extracellular ligand-gated monoatomic ion channel activity; neurotransmitter receptor activity; transmembrane signaling receptor activity. Gene Ontology annotation, biological process: chemical synaptic transmission; signal transduction; nervous system process. Gene Ontology annotation, cellular component: membrane; neuron projection; synapse. The transcript has 9 exons.
AAUAGCUCUAUGUAAAGACCAUAGAGUCUGAAAACUAAAAGGAUGAAGAGUGCAUUCUUUCUACUGAGUUUACUAACUAUUGGCUGUGCCCAAGAUGAACUCAAGUGCACAGAUCGCAGAUGUCUGGCUCAAAUGUUAAUUAAUAAAGAAUAUUUAUCUCCACCUCAGUCUGAGAACUGCACCCUACUCGUUGAAGUACCCUUAAUUAAGUAUGAAACGCUGUCAGUUAACAUGAAGGAACUCCAUCUACUGAGUCGUCUGGAGGCUCAAAUUAAAUGGGUGGAUCCAGGUUUGGCGUGGAACACAUCAAUAAAUCCGUUUAACAGAGUCAUUUUGCCUGUAGAUAAAGUGUGGACCCCAGAUGUCAGCAUAGAAAACGGACAAAGCUACAUGGAGCACGUUUCUCAUGAUCUGGUGGUGUUCAGUAAUGGUACAGUGUGGCACAAGGUGGUCAUAAAUGCAGAGGUGAACUGUGGAAUCAACCUGUUUAACUAUCCUUAUGCUUACGACACAUGCCCCGUAGGACUCAAAUCCACCCCACCACACGAAUGUGGGAUAAGCAUACAAGUUGAUGGAGUGGAGUUGGCAGAGACGUCCCACGGAGACUGGGAAACACAACAAGUGGAGCUUGGGAAAAAACGAGAAGACCGCAGUUAUAUCAACAUCAUUCAAAAGAUCAAAUAUACCAACCCCUUCAUCACAUUACUCCUGCCCACUUUUCUGAUCAUGGUGGCUGAUAUAGUAAGCUGUGCUCUGCCAAUGCAAGGUGGUGAACGCAACUUGUUUAAGGUUACUUUGGUGCUCAGCUUUACCAUGUUCCUGAGCAUCCUCACCAACCUGCUCCCUGGAGACAGCAAGUGCAGCCCAGUUAUCCGAGUCCAUUUCUGUAUUUGCCAAGUCUUGAUGGUGAUAAGCAUGCUGGUGUCUGUGGUGUUGACAAGGGUAGCUCAAGAUGGGUUGGUCUUUUUCACAUAUUUCUUCACGAGGUUUGUUUCUCUAAAUUCAGGAGACAACGAUGAAAAAGAGGAUGCGGACGCCAAAGGUGAUAUCAGCGUCAUUCAGUAUGAUGUCUCCGAAGACUCUCAAAUGCUCAAGAAGAUCGUCAGAUUCCUUGAGGCUGUUGACACUGACCAGAAAAAAAGUGAACGUCAUCAGAACCUAGCAGAUAAACUGGAUAGGAUCUUUUUCUGGUUGUAUUUUUUGUCAGCUCUGGAUACCUAUGUGCAAUGA